GACAAAAAUUCAGUCGUUCUCAUGACCGCCAUUACUCGCGUUCGUCCAAUGACCGCCAUUACUCGCGUUCCUCCAACUACGGUGGACGCUUUCGCCAUAAUGAUGGACGUGAUAACCCUUCAGUUUCCAGUUGUCUUGGAGUAUUUGGAAUGACUAAGAAUACAACAGAAGCUGAUCUCCGACGUAUUUUUGAAUAUUUUGGGCCAGUGGAAAGUGUGCAAAUUGUUUAUGAUAGAGUCUAUGGGGAUUCGAAGGGAUUUGGUUUUAUCUAUUUUCGGCGAACUAGAGAUGCAACAGAGGCGAGAGAGCACAUGUCUGAUGUUAAAAUAAAUGGAGUUCGUGUUAGGGUGGAUUAUUCGUUGACUAGUUAUGCUCUUGGACCUAAUCGUCAUUCCAAUAACUUUUCUAGAAGCGGUUCUUACUAUAAUCGCGGUUCUUCUUAUUAUAAUAAUGGCCGUUCGCGAUAUCAUGAUUAAUUUCUAAAUAUGGAGGAAAUUAAAAGGAUAGAAAAAUAUAUUUACUUUAAAUGCUCACGUUGAUCUCCCAAAAAAUUAUUUCUUGCCUUUUUUGCUGUCUAUUUAUUGUAAAAGGUUGUUGCUUCUAAUUAGUGGGAGGGUUGUCUUUUUAUUUGUUCCUUUCAAAGCGGGGGAGCCUUUCUAAAAAAAUUUUUUUGAAACCGAUUCUUCUAUAAAAAUUAUGCUGGACCAAACCCUCUAAAAAAAAAUUUUUUUUUUCUUAAAUCUAA
This is a messenger RNA of Meloidogyne enterolobii, 745 nucleotides long. Lineage: Eukaryota; Metazoa; Nematoda; Chromadorea; Rhabditida; Meloidogynidae. The record is from the annotation of a GenBank genome assembly.